This is a messenger RNA of Lodderomyces orthopsilosis Co 90-125, 1437 nucleotides long. RefSeq names its product HMG domain-containing transcriptional repressor (gene RFG1). The transcript has a single exon. Bases 1 to 1437 code for a protein of 478 amino acids. Lineage: Eukaryota; Fungi; Ascomycota; Pichiomycetes; Serinales; Debaryomycetaceae. Gene Ontology annotation, molecular function: RNA polymerase II cis-regulatory region sequence-specific DNA binding; DNA-binding transcription factor activity, RNA polymerase II-specific. Gene Ontology annotation, biological process: negative regulation of transcription by RNA polymerase II; anatomical structure morphogenesis; cell differentiation. The record is from RefSeq and is a predicted model, not a curated record.
AUGUCUACAGCAGUUUACUAUACUCACAAUAUGCCCGGUGAUGAUUUACAGUCAACUAGACACAACAACAACACAUUACCUUCGCUAGCUCAAAUCAUGCCAUCUCACGCACAACAACAAGAUAGUGGUGCUUCUGCUGCUGCUGCUGCUGGUACAUCUCCAGUUGUAAACGGUUACUACCCACAACAACAAUCAUACGUCCAAGACGCUUACUCACAGGCAUCUACUUCUCAAACUACACCAUCCACCUCAUAUGCAGACCAUACAACAACUUCCAAAUCCAAAGCUGGUAAUUCUACUCGUUCAUCAGUUUCAUCAUCUACUACAAACAACACCAAUGCUAAUGGUGCUCAAUGUAUAUGUAAAAACAAGGGAAACAAAAUUCCACGUCCAAGAAAUGCGUUUAUUUUGUUUAGACAAAAAUACCAUCAAGCUAUAUUGGAUGAAGGUUCAGUUAUACGUUCCAACCCUGAAGUUUCACGUGAGUUAGGUAGAAGAUGGAGAGCUUUACCUGCGGCUGAAAAGGAACAUUGGACUAAAAUGGCUGAAGAAGAGAAAAAGAAUCAUGCUUUAAAAUAUCCAAAUUACAAAUAUGAACCAAAAAGAAAUGGUAAAAAUAAACACUGUUUAGUGUGUAAAGAUAAACCAACACCUAAGCAACUUCAACAACAACAGCAGCAGCAACAACAACAACAACAGCAACACCAGCAACAGCAGCAACAAGCUAAUCAAGCUGCUGCUAUUCAAGCACAACGUCAUCAUUCAGAAGCUGCUCUUGCUGCAGCAGCUGCUCAACAACAAAUGUUGCAACACCAACAAGCUCAACAACAAGCACAAGUUCAACAAGCUCAACAACAUGACCAAUAUCAAAACUACUUCAAACAACAACAACAACAAUUGAACAAUUUACAAGGAUAUCCAGGAUAUAUUAUCUCCAAUAACCCAUAUUUACAAAACUCAUCAACUUCAUUAGCUUCUUCAUCUACUGGAAAUUUACCCCUUCCUGGAGCUGCCAACAAUACUUCUGCCACCACUACCAAUUCUCAAUACUCACAAAUCCCCAGCACUGCCGCUUCGUCAAUGGGAUUCUACGACCAAGAUAAAUUAUCACCAUUAUCGGCCACAUACACCAACAACAGCAGUAGUACACAUGCAGCUGCUGGUGUACCUACUACUGCUGUGGGGGUUACUGGCGCAAAUGGAAACGUAGAAGUUCUCCAACCCGCGGGUGGUGCUGCUGCUGCUGGGGGUAUUCACUACUCGAUGCUUCCUCAACAAGGACAACAACAUCCUCACUUACACCAUCCUGGUGUCGUUGCUGGUGUUGCUGCUAGUGGAGUCAAUCCUACUGGUGCUGAGUAUCAGUUGCAAGGCGGACAUCCACAACAACAAGCACAACCACCACAAGGUUAUGGCUUAGAUGGGUUCCAUCAAUAG